Molecule: messenger RNA, 612 nt
Organism: Trichobilharzia szidati
Lineage: Eukaryota; Metazoa; Platyhelminthes; Trematoda; Strigeidida; Schistosomatidae
Source: the annotation of a GenBank genome assembly
AUAUUUCGAGCAAAAUUACUGCCCAUGUUCACACCAACUUUUGGAAUUAUUUUGUUUUUUAAAGUAUGCCAGCGUCAUUGGAGGUGACUGGAGAAUGUGAGACUAGUUGUUGGAAGGUAGAGAAAGUGAAGAAAGCGUCAAAUAUAUGGGACAAGGAUAGGGGUGAUAUGAGUGCCAGUUAAUCGCAUGUUCGCAAGGAUAUGCAGGAAGAUAGCGAUAAUAAUAACGAUGUUGGUGAGGUUGUUGACAUUGAAUUGAUUGUAGAUGAAGUAACUCGUUCAUAUGAUGAAAAAAGCUGUUGUCGAUGACUGUUCAACACAACUGUUGGAAAGGCUGAAUCCCAGUGCCAUUAGUUCUUUAGCUGUUGAAGGUAAUAACGCAUCUCUCUUGCGCAAUACCAUAAUUAUAGAGUUGUCUGAUGAUGAUGACCAUGGUGAUGAUGGUGGUUAUGAUGCUGAUGAUGAAGAUAGUGUGGAAGAAUUCUGUUGUGAUUGGUGGUUUCAAUGUGUGAAUUAACAGUAAGAUUGCUAAUAAAAGUAAUGCUGGUGCGAAUUAUGAACUUUCAGAGAUACCCAGCCCAGCAGAGUCACUUUAGUAAUUUGAUAUAGUGCA